This is a messenger RNA of Phytophthora nicotianae INRA-310, 309 nucleotides long. RefSeq lists its product as hypothetical. The coding region runs from base 1 to 309 and encodes 102 amino acids. The record is from RefSeq and is a predicted model, not a curated record. Gene Ontology annotation, biological process: proteolysis. Lineage: Eukaryota; Oomycota; Peronosporomycetes; Peronosporales; Peronosporaceae. The transcript has 2 exons. Gene Ontology annotation, molecular function: serine-type endopeptidase activity.
AUGGAACUCAAGAAGCUGGAAAGACCUAGCUCCUUUCAGCCGGUCAAGUUGGCUGCCGCUGAUGACUCAGACUUUAAACCGGGGACAGUGGCGACUACGAUGGGGUGGGGAACUAACGCAGAGAUAAACGGAACUGCUGUCUACGAGCUACAGAGAGUGGACGUCCCGCUAGUGAGUGACGAAGCGUGUGCAGCAUUCGCCACUGUCGACUCGAGUAUGGUUGUGCUGGAGGCGUUGCGAAUCGUGACUCGUGUGGGGGUGACUUUGGUGUCGAGUCAGCUGCAGGUGAGGACGUGCUGGUCGGUGUAG